Fusarium redolens is the source of this 4213-nucleotide messenger RNA. Its product is annotated as 10 TM acyl transferase domain found in Cas1p-domain-containing protein. The coding region runs from base 117 to 4076 and encodes 1319 amino acids. The record is from RefSeq and is a predicted model, not a curated record. The transcript has 5 exons. Gene Ontology annotation, molecular function: transmembrane transporter activity. Lineage: Eukaryota; Fungi; Ascomycota; Sordariomycetes; Hypocreales; Nectriaceae. Gene Ontology annotation, biological process: transmembrane transport. Gene Ontology annotation, cellular component: membrane.
CUUGGCGCAACGCGGCCUCUUCAACUCCAUCAUCCACAAACAAUCUUUAAAACGUGGUUGAUGGUUCUGCUUAUUAGCAACCAACAAAGACAUUUUGUUGCAAACAGUACGACAAGAUGGACAAAUCAUGGUGCAGAUUAAUACCUGUCGUUUUUGCAACUCUUUUCUUAGCCGUAGUGGCAUUUAAAACUCUUUUCCCUGGAGAUGAUCCUUAUCGCUGUCGCGCGGUUCAGAAAACAGGCCGAUGGAUUGACCCGAUUCGUGAUGAACAUGGGAAUCGGGAUCCAUUUAAGCAAUGGCAGCCUGAUGGAUGUAUCCUCAACCACUAUGACUCACAAGAUAUCCGCAGAUGCACCGAGGGUCGUCCAAUUGUGAUCGUUGGCGACUCGACGUCUAAGAACCUCGGUCUUGCCAUGGCUCGCAUGCUCGAUAGUAGACAGUACAAGAAAGAUAAAGCAGCCAAGUUGUACACCAAGAUGACAUCCUUCAACAUGACAUAUCACGGUCAAAGCAUAGAACGCGUCACAAACGUCUAUAUCUCAUCACAUGGUGUUCCAGGUCGAGAACAGUUCACCAGUCCUCCAACCAUUGAAGACCAAAAGGGCCCUGCAUUGAUCUACAUAUCUGCAGGUGUAUGGUAUACCCAUCCUCACGUUGGAGGUAUCAACUCUACCGCCCUUGAUCCCUGGGAUGAUCGUUUCCCGGCAUACAAGGAUCAUCUAUCAAAACUUGACAAAUUUAUUGGCGAUAAUACACCACAUCAAGAUUGGUUCAACGCACCGAUGGACCCACGAGAUGGUAUUGGAAACCAGAUCUUCUACGCCCCACCCGCUGGACCGCGAUACUUGGGGAAUGAUACCGAGAGGAAGAUUGAUAGAGGUCGGCGAGCACAAGAAGUGAUCGAAAUGCAAGGCUGGCUUCUUGAAAAGGAGGAUGACUUCAACAUCCCGUUCGUCUGGUCCAUCGCAAAUCUUGUCGAAGGUCAAGAUAAGAUCUGGCGCGAUCCCCUCCGAACCGGCUUUCAUGUCAAGUUUCACGUUGCCGAGCUCCGAGCCAAUAUUCUUCUCAACAUGAGAUGCAAUGCAAAGUUGGACCGCAUGAAGCCGUAUCCUUAUUCAAGAACGUGUUGUACCGACUAUGGAGUCAAGCCAUUUGUGCAGCUCUCCGUCGUGGCGUUUGGCAUCGUGUACCUGGCUGUUUGCAUCAUUUGCGAAGUUUUGGACAUGUUCGCCGAUCGAAGUCCCAGUCAGCCUCGAUUCAAGCUCCUCAACAUGCAAGCCGGGUGUCUCGUACUAGCGCUUCUGAUGUGCUACUACGCUGAUAGGACGCAGAUGAUGGCCAAGGGUAGUAAGCUUUGGCAACUGAAGGACUUUGUCGCGCUUUGCAUUCCCUGCAUUUCAACCAUGUUGGCUACUAUUCGACGCGCCAAGUCCCCUGUUCCAGAGGACCUGUCAGUAGACAUUCAAGAAUCAGAUCAACCAUUCCUCUCACGAGAUCAGACUGAUGAGUGGAAAGGAUGGAUGCAGUUCUUCAUCCUCAUUUACCAUUGGACAGGCGCCCGCGGUGGUUCGAUUUACGUUUUCAUCCGUGUCUGUGUCGCGGCAUAUCUUUUCCAAACUGGCUAUGGACAUACACUUUACUUCCUGAAUAAGAACGACUUCUCAUUCAAUCGUGUCGCAGCUACGCUGCUUCGUCUCAACAUACUCAGCUGCUGUUUGGCCUACUUUAUGGAUACAGACUACAUGUUUUACUACUUCUCCCCUCUCGUGUCGUUCUGGUUCCUCAUCGUUUACGCGACCAUGGCAAUUGGCUCAAAGUACAAUAGUAAUCUGCAGGUCUUGCUGGCUAAGAUCUGCAUAUCGUGUGUCCUUGUGUCAAUGAUCUUCAUGGGUACGCCUCUUACGCGUUGGGUCUUUGAGAUUCUUAACACGGUCUUCAAGAUCCAAUGGAGUUACAAGCAAUGGCACUUUCGCGUAACGCUCGACAUGUUCAUUGUUUACGUCGGUAUGCUGGCAGCCGUUGCCAACCGGCACAUGAAGAUAGCUAUCCAUCUGGGGCUUCGUGUAACGCUUGCUCUGGCUGGCUUCUUCGCCACGAUACAUUACUUCUAUGCGACUUCAGGUCUUCGUAUGGUUGCAUACGCGAAAUGGCAUCCGUAUGUAUCUUUUGUACCAGUGUUGGGGUUUAUCGCCAUGCGGAACGUCUCAGGUCCCGUUCGCAAUUAUCACUCCAAAGCGAUGGCUUGGCUAGGUCGUUGCUCUUUGGAGACCUACAUCCUCCAGUUUCACAUCCUUCUCGCAGCCGAUACUGACGGUGUUCUCAUUGUUGAUGGUCUCUUCGGCGACGGAUCACUCAUGGGAGAUCGAUGGAGGACUCUCGCGAUCAUCCUGCCAAUAUUCCUCUGGGUCAGCCACGCAGUCGCUGGCUCAACAGGCUACAUCGUCAAGAUGAUUAUGCAUCAAGGCACCGAAGAUGAGAAACCAGGCAGACUUCCUUUCUGGGCUUGGCUGGAAAAGAUUCCAGGCUUCUCAGACCUCUCAAUGCCUAAAAUCCGGGUUAUGUGCAUUUUAUUAGUUAUGUGGCUGCUCAAUCUGAUGAGUCCAGGACAUGAGAUCCCGGCAGCCUUUGAUGGUGGACAUUCAGCAUUAAUUCAAUUCGCCAUGUCGACGUCUAGGUCUUACCCGACACAGGCUCUGGAGCUCGAGACUCUCAGCCUCACUCAUGAGACCGGUGCAACGCCGAAGCAGCCAAACCCAGUUUUAUCGACGACGGGGCGUCGGCUCGGAUCGCAUAAUGACCAUGAGCGCGACGAUGACCAUUUUGCUGGCUCAGGCGAUGAAGCCGCACCUCCAAGGGCCACUCUCGUUGUAGAGAAGUGGAAUGAACCGAUUGGCAAUGCCUUUCGAGUCGGCGCUGUCUACUGGAGUCUUUUUGUCUCAGGCGCCAACGAUGCAGCAUAUGGAGCUCUGAUCCCUUAUCUGGAGACCUACUACGAGCUCUCUUACCUCGUGGUCUCACUAAUCUUCCUCUCACCCUUCGUCGGAUUCAUCGUCUCAGCAGCUGUCAACAAUUAUCUUCACAUGAAUAUCGGUCAGCGAUGGAUCGCCUUCAUGUGCGGAGGAUGCCACGCCGUGACAUAUCUCAUCUUAUCGCAGCAUCCGCCUUAUCCUGUUCUGGUCUUGGCCUACGUCCUUGCAGGUCUCGGUAAUGGCAUCGGGCUUGCUGCUUGGAACUCUUAUAUCGGCAAUUUGGCGAGAUCUAAUGAGUUGUUGGGUUUUAUGCAUGCCAGCUAUGGACUUGGAGGAACUGUAAGCCCUCUUAUUGCGACCAGUAUGAUCACUCAGGCCAAUCUUGGCUGGUAUGACUUUUAUUACGUUCUUUUGGGCAUGGCUGUUCUUGAGACCGCAACUCUCACCUAUUCCUUCUGGCCCAAGACAGCUCAGAAGUACCGUGAGACAGUCCAUACAGAAGGCACCCGUAACGAAGGAACACGCGCCGCUCUUUUCGUCAAGCCUCAUGCUCGCGUUGUCUGGCUUUGCGCAUUUUUCCUUCUCGGCUACGUCGGUACUGAAGUUGCUCUCGGCGGCUGGGUCGUGCAAUUCAUGUUGCGCGUUCGUAACGCAAACCCUUUCGAUGCUGGAAUGACAGCCGUCGGUUUCUGGCUCGGUAUUACCAUUGGACGUCUGGUUCUGGGCAUGGUGAUCCCCAAGAUCGGUGUCAAGCUGUCACUCAUCAUCUUCAUCCCUAUUACAAUGGGCCUGCAGCUCAUUUUCUGGCUCGUGCCGCAAUUCCACGUCUCAGCCGUAGCAGUUUCACUGCAAGGCUUCUUCCUGGGGCCCAUGUUCCCUUGUGUCAUUGUUGCACUAACGAUGCUUCUUCCGCGACAUCUACACGUCAGUGCAAUUGGCUUCGCUGCUGCGUUUGGCGGAAGCGGUGCGGCUGUGCUGCCUUUUGCGGUUGGUGCGAUUGCGCAGGCGAAGGGUGUGCAGGUUCUGCAGCCAAUUAUUCUCGCUAUCCUCGCUGUGUUGUUUGUAAUCUGGCUUGGUCUUCCAAAGAUUGAGAAGAGGAAGGAUUAGGAUGGUCUAUAUUCCUUUCAGAUAUCGCAUUGCAUGGCACUGAAGAUGAGAAUAGGUUGUUGCUUUCUAGUACAAAAAGUCCAAAAGCUGACGGUUGCAUUUCCAUAUACAAUACGAUAGAUAAAUACAGAAAUUGG